Messenger RNA from Dibothriocephalus latus, 708 nucleotides. Lineage: Eukaryota; Metazoa; Platyhelminthes; Cestoda; Diphyllobothriidea; Diphyllobothriidae. The record is from the annotation of a GenBank genome assembly.
AUGGGUAUCGGUGAUGGCGAUAACAACCAAUCAACACGACCACGACGGGCAGCUGCAGCAGCAACCCAAGAAGCCGAUCCCGCUUAUCUUUGGAAUGAAACGUCACCACUGUCACCGGAGAGUCCCCAAAAGCCUACUCGUGCCGAAAUAACACACGAAACCCUCCCAGUAACGGAUGCAUCGAAUACCAAUGCAUCGAGUCCAAUAACGAAGAAGGAUAUUAUAGCCUCUCUGGAUGCAUUAACAACUUCUGUAAAUGCUGUCCAUCAGAAGUUGGACAAGUCGCGCCACGCCCAACUGUGCCUUAUAAAACGAGAUCAGCGGAACUCCAACCGUCUUCAGUUGUUGGAGAGUAUGUUAAGCGAUGCACCCAAUCGCGGAAUUGGACCGGCCUCCACAAGGACUGCCAAUCCCCUACGAGAACCAAUUGGCAACCUCUCCCAAUUUGAAGAGGUAAACAAUCUACUACGGGAACCGGCUUUCCAUCAACAAAUGGCCUCAUACCUAAGAUGCUUCAGUGGACGUGACACUGAAGAUUUUGCGCGCCGCAUAUACACCACUAUUUUCGAAGAUAGUAUAGCGGCCGCCGUAAACUUUCAAGGGCGAAAGAACAAGGCAGCGCUGGGAUCCUCUAUUUUAUAUGGACCAAUUAAAGGUGAGUGGUCGCGUUUUUACGUGAAAGUCUACUUUUUCAGAUUUAUAGAUUGA